AUGACUGAAAGAAAAGCUGUUAUAAAGAAUGCUGACAUGUCGGAAGAUAUGCAACAAGAUGCUGUUGAAUCUUCUACUCAGGCUUUGGAAAAGUACAAUAUUGAAAAAGACAUCGCCGCAUUCAUCAAAAAAGAUUUUGAUAAGAAAUAUAACCCAACAUGGCAUUGUAUCGUUGGCCGAAAUUUUGGAAAAAAGGAAAGGAUGAAAAAAUUGGUUGUCUUGGUAACGGGAGGGAGUGGAUUCCUUGGUCAACAUGUUGUAAAACACUUGCAGAUGUAUGCGGAAAAUGUUCGGGAAAUUCGGGUAUUGGAUAUGGUGUCGUACGAACAAAAAUUAGACUUCAAGGCAUGCAAACCCUUGCGUAUCUUUUCUGGAAGUAUAACAGAUAACAAGUUAGUCGGAGAGGCAUGUCGUGGGACCGAUAUCGUUCUACAUAUUGCUUCCAAAAUAGAUUAUUCCAAUUUCCCCAACAAAAAAGUAUUACAAGAGGUGAACAUAAAAGGAACAGAAACUGUGUUGAAUACUUGUCGGAGAGAAAAUGUUCCAUAUUUGAUUUACUGUGGAUCAGCUUCAAUAUACUUUGGUGGCGACGAAGCAAGAGCAGCAACAGAGACUACCAUAAAAACUCCAUCUAAAUUAUGUUUUGGAGAAUAUGCGAAAACUAAAACAGAAGCACAGAAUAUGGUUCUAUCGGCAAAUAAUUCGUAUCUACACAAUGGAAAACAGUUGAAGACACUUGCCCUUCUUCCAUUUGGAAUGUAUGGAGAAUUGGAUUAUGGUAAUAUCCCGGCAGCAGUCCGACCGUUCAAAGGCAGAACAUUUCCACUGGUCGGACAAAUGAAAGCUAAAAUACAAUACAGUUAUGUUGGGAACGUGGCAAUGAUGUUUGUAAAAGCAGUGGAGAAAUUACCAAAGAAUCCACAACUAGGCGGUCAAUACUUUUUCUCCGUAGAUGAUACACCGCCCGAUACUGUUCCGGGCGUUUUUAAGCCGUUCCUGAAUCAUUUUAACAGUAAGCCUUCAUCAUGGUACAUUCCGUAUUGGCUUGCUAUUAUUAUGGUUUUCUUAAUAACCUGUUUCACAUUUUUGUUGAAAUACUUUACAAAUGGUCAUUUACCACUCUCCCAUUUCACAUUCGGAAGCAUAGCAUAUUUGAAUACCACAUUUUAUGUAACCAGCGAUAAAGCCAGAAGGUUACUUGGAUAUACACCUGUUUACGAUUAUAAUAAUGCAAUUGCACAGUCAAACAAGUUCUAUGACACAAUCAUCUGA
This is a messenger RNA of Mytilus trossulus (common blue mussel), 1272 nucleotides long. RefSeq names its product 3 beta-hydroxysteroid dehydrogenase/Delta 5-->4-isomerase type 1-like. Lineage: Eukaryota; Metazoa; Mollusca; Bivalvia; Mytilida; Mytilidae. Bases 1 to 1272 code for a protein of 423 amino acids. Gene Ontology annotation, molecular function: 3-beta-hydroxy-Delta5-steroid dehydrogenase (NAD+) activity. Gene Ontology annotation, cellular component: dynein complex. The transcript has 5 exons. The record is from RefSeq and is a predicted model, not a curated record. Gene Ontology annotation, biological process: microtubule-based process; steroid biosynthetic process.